CUCUGGAGACUGUCGCCGCUGGCGAGUCGUCCUCUUCUCGGGGGCGUGCAGCGUGAGAGCUGGACCGACGCUCAGCUGCUGUCGAGAACUCCGCCCUGCGUGUAGACGACCGGCGCCGUGUCCCCGGACGGGGAGCCGGCGACUGAGGCUCACCAGGAGCGCUGGUCGGAAGCUGUCCGCGCGUGCGCGACCCGCGGCCGCCUCGCGCGCCGCGGCGCUGGGACGUUGCUGUGGUGAAUGGACACCGUGCUGCCGCUCCGCCGUCGGAUGGGCUUCUCCGGUGGUCUCGACUGAUGACCGAAACCGUUGAUCGCUGCUGGCGAUCCCGGCUAGUGACCGUGACCGGAGAUCGCUGCUGGUGAUCUCGACUGGUGAUCGAGACCGGGGGUCUCUGCUGGUGAUCCCGGCUGGUGACCGUGACUGGGGAUCGCUGCUGGUGACCCCGGCUGGUGACUGCGCCCCGGUGGCGUGGAGACCUGGACGCUCGCUCCCGGUCCGGAGGCGGCGAUGGUGGCGAUCGCCUCCAGCGGCGACCCUGACACGCUGUGCAUCCAGUACAUCAUGCCGUCGGCGCACCUCUACCUCCGCGAGGAGGAGGUGGUGAAGCUGAUGCUAGAGUUCCUGCACAACCGGCAGCUGCACAUCUCGCAGCUGAGCGUGGAGCGCGAGGCCGGCAUCAUCAACGCCAGCCUCAGUGAUGACCUGCUCUUCCUGCGGCAGCUGAUUCUAGACGGCCAGUGGGAGGACGCGCUGGAGUUCGUGCAGCCGCUCACCAGCAUCGAGAGCUUCAACUCGAAGCGCUUCCACUACGAGGUGCUCAAGGUCAAGUACGUGGAGCUGCUGUGCAUCAAGAGCGAGGCCGGCGCGCAGGACAACAUGGACCAGGCCGUCGAGGAGGUGGUGAAGGUGCUGAACGAGCUGGAGAAGUUCUGCGACAGCAAGGAGGAGUACUCGGCGCUGUGCCUGCUGCUGACGCUGCCGCGGCUCGGCGACCACAGCGAGUACCGCGACUGGAACCCGAGCGCGGCGCGCGUGGCCUGCUUCCGCACGGUGCUGCCGCUGGUGGAGAAGUUCCUGCCGAGCGAGCGCAAGCGCGGCGGUGAGCGUCAGGACGAGUGCGCCAGCAGCGACCGCCUCAUCCAGCUGCUCAUCAAGGGCAUCCUGUACGAGAGCUGCGUCGAGUACUGCCAGCAGAAGGCCACGUCGGCCGGCGCCGACGCCGGCGGCGAGAUGCAGUUCAGCAAGGUGCUCAGCGGCAGCGGCUUCAGCGACUCGGACCUCAGCCUGCUCUCCUGGCUGCAGAGCAUCCCCGGCGACACGUUCGCCUGUCCGUUCGAGCAGCGCACGCUGAACGUGGACGUGGAGCGGCUGGAGCGGCCGCAGCUGGACGCGUUCUGGACCGAGUACAUGCUGGUGACGCCCAUCAAGCCGAAGACGUUCCCGCACUCGGUGAUGCCGCACUCGCGGCCCAAGUCCGCGGACGUGAUGUCGCGCUCGCUGAACCCGCAGCUGGAGGGCCUGCCGCUCGGGCUCGGACCGCAGCGCGCGGCGGCGGCGGCGGCGGCCGCUGCCGCCGCCGACCCGAUGUCGCAGAGCCUCGCCAGCUUCCACCUGACCGGUCGCAAGACGAUGAACACGUCCGUGGACCGGCUGUUCGACAGCGAGGCGGCGUCGGCCGCCGCCGGCGAGCUCACCACCAUCUCCGAGCGCCACGAGCCGCAGAGCGCGCCUCCGCCGGCGCCGCCGCCACCGCCGCCCCCGCCGCCGAAGGUGGCGUCUGCGACGACGGCCUCCUCUGGCAGCGACCAGUCGAGCUCGCUGGGCUCGACGCGGCGGCCGGCGCCCCCCACGCCCUCUGACAGCGAGCGCGAGCGCGGCUCGCGCCUCGACAGUGACGCGUCCGAGUCG
Molecule: messenger RNA, 1908 nt
Organism: Pollicipes pollicipes
Lineage: Eukaryota; Metazoa; Arthropoda; Thecostraca; Pollicipedomorpha; Pollicipedidae
Product: WD repeat-containing protein 47
Exons: 2
Molecular function (GO): protein binding
Source: RefSeq, a predicted model, not a curated record